CUUGCAUCUUCCCUUCACGGGCGCAAUCCAGUACUGUAACCAGAUCUAACGAGUCAUUCCAAAGCCAACAUCGGAUUGACGCAAGUGUCUGGCGAUCGCGAAUUGAUCACCAAUCGAGCGUAGCACUGUCAUGACACGUCGCAAAGGGAAGGGCGGCCGAAACAAACAAAAGGCUGGCCAGCCCGUCCGUCUUUCAUCGAACAGAUCGCCGAGUCCUAUAUCGAAUCUACCGGUCGAGCUUCUGCUCGCGAUCUUCAAAACUGGCAUACCCAUAUCAUUUGAUCCAACAUGGUACCUCUAUGCGUCCAAACCUCUGGAGGUCGCCGUCAGCCAAGUGUGCAAGCUGUGGCGCUCGAUCACCAUUGACGCUGCAGAGCUUUGGACCGUCAUCUGCGUCCGACCCACUAAUGCGACCUCGCGACGGCGCGCCCAUGAGUACGCUCACAGGUCGCGAGAUCAACCGGUCACGGUCCAUGUCUACUUCCAGGAGUUCGGUACCAUCUUCUUCGGUCCUCCUGGUGUGGAUUUACUCAAGCUUCUCGCACCACGGCUCAGGGAGCUCAUCUUGACGGACCCUCAGGGCGAGUACAUUGGCAGAGUUCUGGAAUGCUUCGACGAAGCCCCCAACUUGCAGCGUCUGGAGUACGCUCAAACCCCUGUGCGCGGUGACCUGGUCAAUCACGACCGGCAUAGUCCCGCCGAUGAACCUGCCUCUGAUCCUGGCGCCCCCCAUUUCCCAUCUCUGCGACAUCUCAAAGCCAAUCAUGUAUGCCUUAUCUGCCUCCCGCCACUCGUCAAUCUUGUCUCUCUCCAUGUCACCAACCUCUCUAGCGACAAUCCCACUGUGCUCGCAGGCAUCAUACAUGAUUGUCCGGCUUUGCACACGCUUGUCCUUCCCAAGUUCCAACUGCGUUGGAAGGAGAAUCCAUAUAAUGCCACAAGGGUGCAGCCGGUGCCCAUCAUCGUAGCGCCGUCUAUCAAGCGGUUCGCAGCGCAAUUCACCAGUGUACCAUACCAACCCAGGCGCCGUUCUGAGCCAACUAUCCGUCUCUCCAUGCCCAACCUGGAAUACUUCGAGCUUUACGAGGAAGAAGGCGACGAGAUCCGCUUGAGCCUCCUCUUCCCAGCCCAAGAUGGCUCCUCGAGCCCCUUCCCCUCGCUUCACACACUCCGCCUACAAAUAACCUCCAGCUAUCGGGACUCCUCUUUUCUAUCGUCACUCACGGCCAUUCGCCACCUCAUUUUGGUCAUCCCAAUGCCGCUGCCGCUGAUUACAGAACAUUGGUGGCCAAUUCUGGAAACUCUGCACGUCAGGAUCGACACAACCUCAAACGCUGAUACAGACGAUUCAGAUGAAGAAGACCAGGAGCUCGUUGAGAGCGAACUUAAAGAUUUCCUUUGCAAGUUCGCGACCAGGAGGCCAGUAUGGCGUAGAUUUUGAUGAUAAAAUUACCGCGGACGCGCUUUCACGCCGCGCAAUCGCGCUUUGUCUGGGGGAGGUUCCGGGCGUCCCGUGGUGUAUAUUGAGCCUCUCCCUCACCCUUUGCACCCUUAGAUGGCCAUGGAAGUGAUGGUGGAGGAAGAGAAAGCGUCGUCGACGCUGUUCGGCCAUUGCCGACCAGGGCGGCAAGUCGGUCCGCGAUCUCCACCUCAACUGCCAUCUUUCCCUUGAUCUUCCCCUUCUUCCUUGCGUCGUAUCGUGCAGCAAGACAGUGAAUCAACCAUAACCACUUAUCAACCAUGUGAUGAAUUAUUACUGGAUGUUCAUGAUCUGUCAUGUCUUUACUCACUUCAACUCAUGCACGCUAUGCAAGGCACUAC
Molecule: messenger RNA, 1821 nt
Organism: Schizophyllum commune H4-8
Lineage: Eukaryota; Fungi; Basidiomycota; Agaricomycetes; Agaricales; Schizophyllaceae
Exons: 4
Coding region: 131-1441 (436 amino acids)
Molecular function (GO): protein binding
Source: RefSeq, a predicted model, not a curated record